Molecule: messenger RNA, 420 nt
Organism: Adineta ricciae
Lineage: Eukaryota; Metazoa; Rotifera; Eurotatoria; Adinetida; Adinetidae
Source: the annotation of a GenBank genome assembly
AUGCUGAAUAUCUCGUAUAAUCAACUUGAGAUAGAGAAAUACAACAUCUCACAUAUACUCCACUUAACAACACAGUCAAUUAAUAAUCAAAUCGGACCUUUUGGCGUAAAAUAUCUCGCUGAUCUAAUACGAAAGAAUAAACUCACUACUCUUGACUGUUUGAAUAAUUCGAUGAGUGAUACAAGUGUUCAACACUUAACUGAUACCUUUCAAAUCGGAGGCUUUGGAGCGCAAUAUAUCGACAAUCAGAUUGGAGAUCUUGGUGCUCCACAAUCUCUUGCUGAUGCAUUACAGCAUAGCUCGAAACUUAAUCAACUGACUCUACGAUUCAAUGAAAUAGGAGAUCCUGGCGCACGAUCGAUUGCAGCUUUAUUGCAAAAAAAACGAAACACUAACAGCAGUGGACCUACGAUCGAAUAA